Messenger RNA from Bufo gargarizans (Asiatic toad), 550 nucleotides. It is a transcript of the gene HIGD1C, whose product is annotated as HIG1 hypoxia inducible domain family member 1C. The record is from RefSeq and is a predicted model, not a curated record. Gene Ontology annotation, biological process: mitochondrial respirasome assembly. Gene Ontology annotation, cellular component: mitochondrion. Bases 70 to 360 code for a protein of 96 amino acids. Lineage: Eukaryota; Metazoa; Chordata; Amphibia; Anura; Bufonidae. The transcript is spliced from 4 exons.
CGCCCACUGUAGAUUCGCUUGGCAUCGGGUUGGAGCAGAGCACGGAGCGGCGGCUGCCAGAACGCAAACAUGUCAUCUGAAGAAUGGACACCCCAAGAAAGCGACUCAACAACCUCAAAGCUGAUGAGGAAGUCUAAGGAGUCACCUUUUGUCCCUAUAGGAAUGGCUGGCUUCAUGGCAGUGGUAGCUUAUGGCCUCUACAAACUCCGCAGCCGUGGGGACCAGAAGAUGUCAGUACAUCUCAUUCACAUGAGAGUUGGUGCCCAAGGAUUCGUGGUUGGCGCUAUGACCUUUGGUGUAUUAUAUUCCAUGUACAAGGAAUAUAUCAAGCCUCGAUUUGAAGAUCAUUCUGAUGAAUGAAGAAGGAACAUAUAUUGUCACCGUAGACCUGUCUGGUAAUCAACCUUCUGAGGCCUGGACAAGCUUUUAACUAUUGUGUUUUCAAACCGUUUAAUCACUAAUUUACCUAUUCCUUGCUACAAUACCACAUAUAGGCAGUUUUAUUGAUUGUGAUGAUUAUGUACCAGUAAAUCAACAGUUUUUUUUAAUA